UAACAAUAAAAAUAAAACAGUAAGAACAAUAAUAAUCGCAACAGCCAUAAUAAUAGAAAAAUAGAAUCGCAAUUCCAAUGACGACAAAAUCUGGAAAGACAGUGACCCUGAAUGUCCAAGAUGACAGUGACAGCGACGAAGGCAUUGUCAUUACCUUCAACUCCAUCGGGCGAGGGACGGUGCGGCGGCGGGGCGUCGACCAGGAGCAGACGAUGCCAGCCCGCCACCACGACGGCGACGCUGGUGCACACGAGCCGCAGGGGGUCCGACACGUACCUCGAGGUGCUGCCCGAUCUCACGCAAGGUGUGGACGAAGAAGAAACUUGGGAAAAAUUGCAGCAAAUUCGCGCUCAUGCUGUGCCAAUGGAGGAGAAACGCAAGCUCAAACGUCAAUUGCAGUCGGCUCCAACGCUUCGAACGAGAGGCCUCGCUGCCUUUAAACUCUCAAAGAGGAAGUUUGCAUCUCAGGCAAAGAAUAGAUUGCGUGAGAUGAUAUCGAAAAUAGAAUUAUGGCAUUGGAGUCUGCGCUACGUGGAGGGGAACUUUGGCACGGGCCUAGUCGCCUUCUUUACCUUCAUCAAGUGGCUUCUGUACCUGAAUCUGUUCACUUGCGUAUUGUUAGCGGUGUUUAUCCUUUUACCACAGAUUGUGUUGAUACAUCCCAAGGAUAGCUGUACUGAAGUUGCAGAGACGAACCAGAGCAUAGGAAUCGAGAAUGAAACUCUGUUAAGUGUUGAAAAUGACACUCUCUGCUGUUUUGAGGUGUACAAACUGGAAGUAGUUGAACAUUCCACAAACGUCCACUCCUUCAGCGAACCAGGUCACAUUGUGCAGAUGAUCCUGGACGGCGUGCAGGGAACGGGUGUGCUGGAACUCUCAUACCUGUUUUACGGACACUACCCAAGACAUAUACUAAUCCUUGACAAGAUGAGGGGCUGGAACUAUAACUUACCUUUAGCCUAUCUGCUGGUGGUGGUGGUUACACUGGUCCUUAGUUUGGUGCUGAUGGUGAGGGCUGCGGCAAGGGGACUCCGGGAGAGCCUCAGGUCCUCGGAGGGGCAGUUCUAUCAGUACUGCAAUUUGAUAUUUGGAGGUUGGGACUACUGUAUUGAAAACAACAAAGCCGCAGCCAUAAAAAAGAAGGCCAUCUAUAAUGAACUCUGCAACCACCUCGAAACGGAGAGAUACAAUGAUGAGAAAGAGCAGAGAACUAAAAGAGAAAGAUGUCGUUUAUACUUUGUACGCCUUAUGAUUAACUUGGUGGUGAUAGUCCUUCUCUCUGUGUCCUUCUUGGCCAUCUUCUACAGCACCACCUAUGCCUUCAACAAAUUGAAAACAUUAAAGAGUAACACAGAGGAGAGAAACGAGGAGGAUCUAGAAAUACUUCUGUAUGAAUACCUACCUUCAGCUGUUAUUGUCACACUGAACAUAAUUAUACCUUUUAUACUCAGACUCCUUGUUGAAAUGGAGCACUACACACCAAACUUUAUAUUGGUAUUAACUCUCGUGCGGACGGUCUUCCUGCGUCUUGCCUCGCUAGUGGUUCUGCUCUUCUCAAUUUACCAAGGAAUCAGCGAAUGCCCAGCACCAGAACCUGGUUCCUGUAUUAGUGAGGGUUGUUUCGACCAACCAAAGUGUUGGGAGACAUACGUUGGACAGCAGCUCUACAAGCUUACGAUCUUGGAUUUGCUCAUCAUGUUCCUCUCAGCCUUCUUGGUCAAUUUCCCUCGUAAAUGUAUUGGACACAAGUUAAUGAGAGGUAGUCGCAUUGGGGCUGCCAUCGGGGACAUUGAAUUCAUGAUCCCAAAGCACGUGUUGGACAUUGUCUACGGACAGACACUGUGUUGGCUGGGGAUGUUCUACUCUCCUUUACUGCCAGCUGUAACAUGUGUAAAACUUGUUAUUGUGUUUUACAUCAAAUACUUCGACUGUACUGUCAACAGUAGUCAGUCAUCACAACUGUAUCGUACAUCUCGCUCAAACGCCUUUUUCAUCAGCAUCCUUCUAAUUUCUUUUAUUGUCACAAUUAUUCCCGUUGGAUAUUCAAUUGCUGAGAUAAAGCCAUCUAUCGCUUGUGGACCCUUCAGGGGCCUGCCAACCAUUUGGAGUGAAAUGGUACAUGUAAUAUCAGAAUCUCCGAACUGGAUACAGGCGGUCCUCUUCUUCAUGGGCACAGCUGGCUUUGCAGUGCCAGCCAUUAUCAUUCUCAUCCUGGCAUGGUAUUAUUACUAUGCCGUUGCUGCGGCUAACAAACACAUGGUCGCACUCCUCAAGAAUCAACUGAUCCUUGAGGGCCACGACAAGCAGUUCCUCCUGACGCGACUCGACCAGAUGAUCAAGAAGACAACGGAGGAGGAAGAAGCAGCUCGGUCCUCGCGCAGCACAGAGGAAGAGACAGGUCAUAGUAAUGAUCAGACACUAGAGGCUUAAGGCUACCUUUAGGUGGCAGGGUUUCAUUCUAAUAAGCAGAUAUCCAAAUAUUUACAUCACAUACAUGCACACAGCAACACAUGUGCACACAUUAUAUGCACUCCUACAUAGAUUAAUAAUGCAGUGAGUAAAGUAGUGUGCUGUGUUUGUUUCCUGAUUAUCGUCCUCUUGGUAAAUUUUGUGAAAUGAAAGCAGGUAGGAAGAUGAUUGUUAGGAAGAUAUCUAUGUGGGUCUGUGAUGUGUAUUCAGGCCCCAUUUGCAAUAUACAUGUAUAUACAAGUGAUGAAAGAUUUAAUGUAAUUUAUUUGAUAGGAAGGUAAGAUCGUUGAACUUUUUUUUUCUCUCUCAAAUAAGGGAUUUAUCAUUUAAUAUAUUCAAUUGGAAAGAAGUUUUUUUUUUAUUAUGAAAGAUUAACAUUCAGUUUAAUUAGUAGGAGGGGAAGGUUGAUUAAACAUUUUUUUUUCUCUUUUUUUUCCCCCCCCUAUCAGAUGGUCAGUUAUCUUUGCUCAAUACAAAUUGAUUUUUAUUGUUAAUGUUAUCUUUUUUUCUAUUAUGUUUAGACAUUUACACAUAUUCAGUUCAGGUGUAAGGGUGUGACGGUUGUGAUACGGGCCCAUUUCCAUGUCAGACUUACAUUAUGGGGGGAAAAAAUGUAGGAAAAUGGUUUUAAAGAGUAACGUCACACUUGCAUUACUUUUCUGCGUUUGUAAGUUGUGUUUUAUCUCAGGUAGAGACUUGGUAUAUUCUAAUCUCUGUAUGGUUUAUAAUUAGACUUUUUGUAUGCAUUUUGAUUCUUUUCAGAUAAACCAUGAUUUUAGUAUUAUUUAUUUCACAUAUGGCUGUUACCUAGUUUGUUUGUUUUUACAAACUUUAAUGUUUUCAUAUCCAUAACUACUGUAACUGUAUUUAAUAGUAUGAUUAUGUAAAACUCUUUGUAAUGUGUGAAUUUUUCAGUUGUAGAAAUCAAUUUUGUGUUUCUUGUUUUUGUGAUACUUGUAGAUUUUCAGUUAUCAAUAAGAGCUUAUAAGACUGAAAGCCUGCGAGAAUAUAUGAGUUUCAGCAAACAGAGGUUGGCCAAUAGGCUGUUCCUGACUAUGAGAAGGUCAGAUAUUAGUGUUACUCAUUAUUCAGGUCAGAAAUACGUGGUUUUGACAAUAUCCAAAGGAGAUGAGUUUAGGUAGUUGUCUUUCAAUUCAAAAAGUUCUAAGGCUUUUUGUUGGUAUUAAGGCGUUUUGAAUAUGUGGAAGAAGCAUCGAGGUAGAGAUAAACCUGUACUUUAAAUUCUAGCUUCCAGCUUUACAAUGGUCGUGACUCUAGGAAAAGUUCCCCGAAUCCUUCAAAGACAAGACUGAGCGUUGAUAUUGCAAGUAGCUGUUUAGAAGUCUUGCUUAAAAAGGACUCCAUUCUAAGUAACAUUAUUUUCAUGAUGGGAGUUUUCAUCUUUCUAAAUCAAAGUAGCUCACAACCAGUGUCCAUGCUAUUGUGAUACUGAGACAAUAAGAAGUGUUAGUUGUACGUAGGGCAUCACGCGUCAGAAUAUUUCAGUAUCUGUAGUAAGUGAAAGACUGCAGCACACAAUUCAAUGCCUUUAUACAAUAGAUCUGAUUUUUCAUGUUUGCUUAAAUUUACCUAAAUGUGUAUAUACAGUAUAUGGUAUUUCUAGGCUCCAGUAGUGUUGCAAACCAUAUUUAAACUACUCAGGCUGAGUGUGAGGUUUUUUAAUAUUUCCUCAUUCCACUAAAAUUAGUAUGCAACAGUUGUUGAAACUGAACAUCAGUAUGCAUAGUAACUUCUAGUUUCAGUCUGUAUAUAAAGGCAGGAGAAACAUAUUUUCUUAGAUAUCAAAAUAUAUAAUAAGUAUCCAUUUCAAAGAAUGGCAGGAUAAAUAGUAGUGUAAAUUUGCUCUUCGGGUAUACUGGACACUUUCGCACCCACACGUUCAUGGGAAUGGGUGGUAACGUUCAUGCAGCAAGCCACUUGCUGCUUUCCACAAAUUAAAGUUACUGUGCAGUUUACUAAUUCAUGAUGCAGGGCUAGGGGGGAGGGGGGAAAAGGGAUGUUCUCUGUUCCAUAUAAAGUAAAUGAUAGUCCCAAAGCCGUAACACGUAACCCUGGCCAAUCUCGGAAUAGAGGCGAUUCACUGACACCUGCAUUGAUCUAGGAUACUUGAUCAACACCUGUCUUUCCCUCAGCACAAGUAUUAGAUAUGGUACUUAAUUCUAAUUUUGUAGUAGGUGAUAUUUUCCAAAGCAAUGUACAGUAGAGCCCAGUAAUCAGUGCCAAUAUUAGUUAUUAUGAGAUCCUAUCUAUGAACUCGACACCAUUACGAAUAUCAACCAUAUGGAAAGAAUGCACCUCCUGCUAGGUAGAAAUGAUAGGCAAAACUUCAGUUUGUAAAUGUAAAGACUUGUUUAUUUGGAAAAGUGGUAUUUGACUGCAUUAAUGGGGAAUUGGGUUUUGGCAUGAAACCCAUUUUUAAACAAAAGAUGCUAAAUGAGAUGGAUGACAGACAGGCAAAAAUGUACAUGUGCAUCAGUGUAUGUGACUAUGUAUCUAGUCAUGUGUGUGUAUAGAUAUGUUUGUCUCUUAUCUUUAUCUAUCAGUCUAUCUAUCUAUAUUUUAUACACAUUGAUAUAAAUGAAUACAUGCAUCAAGAUACAUAGACAAUUAUUAUGUUUGUGUUUUUUGUAUUCAUUAGGCCAAACUAUAUUAUUUUGUUUAUGUAAAAUGUCUUGCACAAACAUCAACAGCUGACAGCAUAGCUGAAGAGCAUCAUUCCACUGUAUAUUAAUAGUUUUAGCAAGAACACAUAGUAUAGAGGAUGAUUUCUGUUAACAUGUGAAAAAGGGCAGAGCUCUUUAAAAUUUCAAUAUGCAGAAUUGUGAUUUCAUCUACAAUUCUACAGCUAGCUCUCUCUCUCUUUCUCAGUCAAAUGCCUGCAUAUUGCCUUCAGAAUAUUAUCAGUGACAAAUGACGUUAUACAGGUAUGAUAAACAAGUAAAUGACCUUAUUUGUGGUAAGUGGAUAACUUUUGUGGUGCUCAACUGUCAGUUUUAAAUUUCUUUACCAGAGGUAACCUGUAAUAAUUGAUUUACUUUACAGAAAACAAAGGGAAUUCAUGUUAAUAAGAUAAAUGUAUGAGGCAAGCAGGCAGGCCUCACCACAAAAUGCUACCAACCACAUGUUCAUAGUUACAAGUUUCAGGUUUGUAAACACUGCCAAUAGAGAGAAAGCAAAGAUAGAAGAUGCAUUAGCAUAAGUGUGUUGACCAGUUCAUGGUUGUAGGAAGUGUAGAUGCAUGGAAAGGGAUGUUGCGUUUGAUAUCUAUAAGAUACUGUUCUUUGGAGAGAAUUAUUUCCUAUACAUUGUAGACAUUUCUUCCUUUGGUUUGUUAUUACCAAAUGAAAAAUAAAAAAGGCCAGUUAUAAGAAUUAAUUCUGUACUAAACAUUUUUUAUCUUCUUUUUUUCACAACAUGGAGCCUCAAAGUUUUUCAUAUAAAAAGCAAGUAUUGUUACAUAAGGGCAUAGGGAUGUGCUUGUUUCUACUGCGAUAUGUUAUCUGGUGAUGCUUCAUAAGGCGAAAGGGGUAGAUCUUGCAGGCGCUGACAAUGAUAAAUAUAGAGUUCUGUGAUACACCAGUGUUGGUUAAGAAAUUCUGUGUAAGAAAGAAAAUUUGUAAGAAAUAAGAAUCUCAGUUGUGCCCAGUUUAUAUUCAUUUUCAGUCUUGGAUAUAUAGGUAAGCUGGCUGGCUUCACCUUACACAGAGAAAGAUGUUGAGAUUUCAUGUAGAAAAAUAUCAGCAAAGGUAUUCUCAAAAGAUGGGAUAUGUUUUGAGUCUUUUAGAUUAAUUUACUUAUCUGUGAUACUUUCCAUUUUUGUAAUUCAAGGCAGUAUUAUGUUUAUCAAUUCCAUUAAGUAAGUACUAUGAUUUUGGUUACAAUUACCAUAAUUAUCUCACGAGGAAUGCAUAAAAGGUUGAAGGACUAUGUUCAUGUUCCUUGUUGAAAUGUUUUUAUCCAAAGUGCAUACAAAUAUUGUGUGUCUGUAUAUGUGCUUGCUUGAAUACUUGUGAUUGUGUAAGGCUACUUUGGUUUUGCUUUGGCAUGAGAAUGGAAAAAGCAGUGUUUGAAAUUGUAACCAUUUACAGAAAGGGUCAAGAUCUAAUGUCCAAAGCAGUAGGUUUUGUAAGUAAGGAUGUUGCUGGAGAGAAAAAAAAGACAUAUUUUCACUUGGUUGUACCAGAACUACUUCAAGAAUUCUCUAAAUGCCCUUUUUUAUGUAUAUUAUAUAUUCAUUUUUAGUACAGAUGGUCCCUUGAUUGAAUAAGUAAAACUAUCCUUAACAUCCUAUGAUUCCAAUGACAAGAGGAAUAAUAAUCCUUUGUGAAUGUACACAUUUGAUAUACUUGUAAUAUAUGAAUAUAUAUAUAUAUACACUCUACUCUAGUGUGUCCAGUACACAGUUAUGAGCUAUCUGUUGUCUAAAAUUUAAAAGUUUAAAAAGGUAUAUAUGAAUCUCAAUAGUAAGGUUAUAUAGAUAUAAGUUUCCCUUAUAUUUGUUACCCAGUACCACUGUUGAGCUAUUAUGUUAGGUGAAUGUGUUCUAGCUUGUAAUUUUAGAUCCUGAUCUACUUGUGAUAGAUUUCAUUAUUAAUUAAUUGAUGAACAAAAUGUGUUGGUUAACUUAUAGACAGUAGCUUUUAUGAUUUUGAAUUUUACUCCUUGUAAAGAGUUCCCUGAAGAUUUUAAACCUCUUCAAAAUAUUUUCUCUUUGGAGUUCAUAAAAGUACUUUCAUAUUGGUACAAGAUAUGCAUUGUCUAAUGACAUAAUGCAUAGCAGUGGAAAAUGUUAUUGUGUAUACUAUUCUCUUUCAUGUAGUGAAAAUGGUUUCCUACACUUCUAAUGAAGAGUUGUAGGUUGAAUGAGUCUAUUAUUCAAAUGUGAAAACAUGAGAAAGGAAUGUCUUUAAAACUUGUGUAACUUGUAAUCACAUUACCUAUACAAGACUGUUGUGUUAUAUGUAUGGUCAGCCCUUCGUAUCCACAGAUUGGAAACAAUAUUCAUAAAUAAAACAAAUAAACAAACCCAUAAUGUGACAAAAAGCACAAUUUAUGUUUGUGGUAUGCCAAGCACAAAGCUGAAAUCACCAGAAUGAAAAGAUUUGUCAGCAUACCUACCAUGUGUUGUUUGGGCAUUGGUUGUAUGAAUUUACUUUUCUCUCGAUUACGUUUUCUAUAUAAAUGGUUUAAAUGGGUUUGCUUUUAUUGCUUUUACUUUUUUCUUUAAGUAUAACCAAUCUGGGGAUGCCUAUUCCACUUUCCAUAAGGGACUUGAGCAUUGAAGGUCCUUGGAACUAAGUCCCCAAGAAUACCAGGGCAGACUAUUAUGUUCCCAUUAAUUUUAUUUUUUUCUUUUUUUUAUACAUACAUACUAACAUGCAUACUGGUUGUUGUAAAAAGACAGAUGACAUAACCAGCCAGAAUGUUCAUAAAUAUCUAUCACUGCUUGCCAGUAAAUGUUUGUUCAGUUCAUAAUUUUUCGGAAAUCUUGAAAAGCAAAAUCAAGGAUUCUUCCUUUAAGUAUAAAGGUUUAAAGAUAUAUGUAUAUACUGUAUUAUGAAUGCUAAGUUUAACAAACUAGAUGUCUUGCCUCCUAUUUUACAGUAUAUAUGAUUUAAUCUGUUGAAACUUCAUUUUAUAUUCUAUUGUAUUUUAAGUCUUUCAAGGAGUCCUGUUUACAAGGUUGUUAAUACAGUAUUGCUUUUCUAUUAAGUCUAAUUUAUUGGUCUAUUCCUGAACCAACUAUUUAUUCUUUAGUUUUGUUUUCCCUUGCGUGCCAAAGUUGUGUUUGUUAUUAGUAGAUGUUUUUAAAUAUUUUACCUUGAUGUAUCCCCAUAAGACCUCGGUUUUCACUCACCACAGCUGUUUACCAGUUAAAAUUCACAUUUCUCCAUGUGGAAGUGCAACAUAUCAUGGUUACAAUACAUUAAUUUAUUAUGGGUUAUUUGGAAGAAUGGUUAUAUUUGUAUGUAAUGUCUUUGUUAUUCAUUAGGUUUGUUUUAUUACAGUCAUAACUAAAUCCUGAUGAGUGUGGUCAGAGUGUGUUAAUACAGAAGAAUGGUUAAAUAGUGGAUUUCCUGGUAAUCUCACACAUAAUCAACAGAGUUGGAAACUGCAUUGUGUUUUAUGCUUCCCAUGUACCUAUACUGUUUUUUAGACUGAAUUUCUAUUUGUAUUGUGAGAAUCCUAAGUCAGUUGUGUUUUAUAUACGUCCAUAAAUAAAUUUUUGAAGUUUGA
Penaeus vannamei (Pacific white shrimp) is the source of this 8727-nucleotide messenger RNA. RefSeq names its product transmembrane channel-like protein 7. Gene Ontology annotation, molecular function: mechanosensitive monoatomic ion channel activity. Gene Ontology annotation, cellular component: plasma membrane. Lineage: Eukaryota; Metazoa; Arthropoda; Malacostraca; Decapoda; Penaeidae. The record is from RefSeq and is a predicted model, not a curated record.